AUGGAGGAAAGAAGCAGCCGCAACGGAAGCAGAGACAGACUGGGACUGAGCUUCACAAUUGACUACCUGCUCUUUAAUAAAGGAGCCAAAGCUUCUAAAGACGAUGCAACAGCAAGUCGUGCUGCAGAGCAGAUAACGAACGACAUGCCAGGUCGUCAGAAUCCUAAACUCGAAGAGGUGGGGAUUCGCUGUGAGAUCCAAGAGAAGGGUCUACAGAGGUCAGAGGUAGAUGCUGAAAAAAGGAAAGCCAAAGAAGAUGAAGGGGAUGAAGACCAAAAAGAGGAGGGGGAGGAGGAAGUGACCACCACCACCACUACCACCACGUCUGCGAGCUGCGGUACAGAGAAGUCUGCGGACAAACCCAACCAGUCAUACAUUGCACUCAUCUCCAAAGCGAUCCUGGCGUCUGAGCAGAAGAAACUGCUUCUGUGUGACAUCUACCAGUGGAUCAUGGACCAUUACCCAUACUUCAAGAGUAAGGACAAAAACUGGAGGAACAGCGUGCGUCACAAUUUGUCCCUAAACGACUGUUUCAUCAAAGCGGGCCGGAGCGACAACGGUAAAGGCCACUUCUGGGCGAUCCACCCAUCGAACUAUCAGGACUUUUCCAAUGGAGACUACCACUGCCGAAGGGCAAGACGGAGGGUACGCAGGGUGCCAGGACAGCUCCCACUUUCCUCCCUGAGCUCGCCCUACCACCCCGCCAUCGUCCGUCCCCACAGAACAACCUGCUGGUGCUGUCCUCAGGCCUCUGCACUUCCUCUUCAAUGCUUGGCACCCAGACUCUACUGGCCUUGGUCCAGCAUGCAGCCACAAAUUGGGCUCCACCUGGGCCUAAAUGCCUCUGUACCCUGA
Messenger RNA from Pundamilia nyererei, 855 nucleotides. RefSeq names its product forkhead box Q2 (gene foxq2). Gene Ontology annotation, molecular function: DNA-binding transcription factor activity, RNA polymerase II-specific; RNA polymerase II cis-regulatory region sequence-specific DNA binding. The transcript has 2 exons. Gene Ontology annotation, biological process: regulation of transcription by RNA polymerase II; anatomical structure morphogenesis; cell differentiation. The record is from RefSeq and is a predicted model, not a curated record. Bases 1 to 855 code for a protein of 284 amino acids. NCBI's taxonomy places the organism in Eukaryota, Metazoa, Chordata, Actinopteri, Cichliformes, Cichlidae.